UGAUGAGAGUGAGAUGAGAAAGACAGAAAGAAGAAGAGAGAGAGAGAGAGUAGUACAUUGGAAGACUCAGUGAGUUCACUGUUUCUCUGACUUUGAUGCAUGAAGGUGGAAGACGGUGAAAACUAAAAAAAAAAUAAAAAAAAUUCUGAAUGCAUGAAGAGAGUAAAAUGUGAACUGACCUAUGAAGUGAGUGUAGACAAGGUUUGUCCUUUGCUGCUGAUGUUCAUCACUACAAGGUUUCAGCAUUUGGGUUUCUCUCCGAUUCAAAAAACUUUUUGAAUUUGAUGCAGCAAGGAGAUGAUGAUUUCAUCUUUUUAAGAGGAAUGAGACACUAGGAUAAUGCUGAAGAAGGGAAAAGGAUCAUAUUUGGAAGAUUUGUAAUCUCAUGGCUGAUUCUUCUUCCAAUUUCUCUUUACCUUGUGAUGCAUUAAGCCUAAGACAAAUGAGUUUCUCAAUCUUCCAUACCUCUGGCUCUAGGUUGGGGAUUGGAGCUAAAGGUUUGCCAGAUUCUGAAUCUGUUUGGAGCCCUACAUCUCCUCUGGAUUGCAGACUCUUCUCAAAUCUUAGCAACCCGUUUAGUGUCAAGUCUCCUAGACCAUUAUUUCAAACUGGCCAUAAGAAGCAGUUUGAUGGCAGUAAAGUAGGCCUUGGUAUCAUAAGUUCCCUCGUUAACGAAAUUGAACUCAACAAAGAGAUAAUCAUUGGUAAAUUUCAGAGGAAAAGUAUAAUUUUUGGACCACAGGUAAAAACUGCCAUCCUUAAAUUCUCAAACAACAACCAUGAAUCCCUUGCACUUUAUUUGAAAUCUAAUUCCUUGCCCAAAAACUAUGUAAUUUCACUUCCUUCUGAGACCAAAAGUCCCAAAUCUGAAGUGGAAAACUUUGAUGAUGUCUAUGGAAAGAAAGAUGGCAAUUGGAAAUCUGAAGCUUUCAAAAGUACCAUGACUUCUUUGCCAGGUUCCUUUAGGUCUUCCUCAUUAAUCAACUCAAAUCAAAACCCCAAUUUUGGAAUCAAUGAAUUGUGUUUAGAAAAUACAUCUACAUUAAUGAGUUUGCCUCCAGCGACAAGCAGAGGUUCACAGGUAGAUAAUUCUUUGAAAAUUAAAUCAAAUUCACUUCCAAUAUCCAUUGAUUUUAGUAAAGGGUGUAUAGGCUCACUCUCUGCAAGAGAGAUAGAGCUUUCUGAGGAUUAUACCUGUAUAAUUUCUCAUGGUCCAAACCCCAAGCGAACACAUAUUUUUGGUGACUGCAUUUUGGAAUGUCACAACAAUGACUUCACUGAGUUCAGCAAAAAGGAAGAACCUGAAGUUCCUGCAUUUUCAGAAGUAUCAUCCCCUUAUCCUUCUGACAAUGUUUUGAGCUUUUGUUACUCAUGCAAUAAGAAAUUAGUGAAGGAGGAAGACAUUUAUAGAUACAGAGGUGGGAAAGCAUUUUGCAGUUUUGACUGUGGAUCAGAGGAAUUGGAGAAAGCUUGUACUAACUCAGCUGAGAGCUCUCCUGACUCAAGUUACUAUGAUCUCUUCCUCGCGGGUCUGCUUGUGUCCAAAUAACGUGCUCUCUUUACUUUCUUGAGAGACUGUGCAUAAUUUUAUUUACAAAUAACUGCCUAAGUGAAUUUGUUUGUGCUGUGGAUGAUUGCAAUGCAAAUUAUGUUAUGUAGUGUGGUGGUUGUCAAGAACCAUGUUUCAUGAUUCAGUAGGUUAUUGCUAGAAAAGGCAGAGUUAUUGAUAACACUUGAACAUAUGUAUGCAUUGUAAUGUUCACUGGAUGAUGAGUUGAUGAAAGAGGCCACAGCAGGCCCUUGCUUCUCAUAAAAAAAAAUUACUUCUCUAUCA
Messenger RNA from Cajanus cajan (pigeon pea), 1834 nucleotides. Its product is annotated as FCS-Like Zinc finger 10. Lineage: Eukaryota; Viridiplantae; Streptophyta; Magnoliopsida; Fabales; Fabaceae. The record is from RefSeq and is a predicted model, not a curated record.